AUGGAGGAGCCACCUACCACGUCCCUCCGUUUCCCUCCCCGUCUCAAAUUCCCCCAACUCGCCAAAACAACCUCCCUAAACUCUCCUCUCGCCGCUUUCAUCUCCGACCGUCAUCGUCUCCCCCCUCUCUCUCCCCAACCUAACCCCCCAAAUCAAACGAAGAAGAAACCCAAGAAACCCCCUUACAAGCCCCCUUCAUCCCUCGACCGCUCCGGUCAGAGCCCCCUCCGCUCCGACCUCCCCUUCGACUUCCGCUUCAGCUACACCGAGAGCAGCUCCAAUGUGAAGCCCAUCGGGCUCCGCGAGCCCAAGUACUCCCCAUUUGGUCCCGGGAGAGUUGAUCGGUCAUGGACGGGGUUUGCUGCCCCCGCGGUGGACCCUACGGUGAGGUCUGUGGAGGUGGGGCCCGCGAAGGAGGCGGCGGAGGAGAGGUGGAGGGCGGCGAGGGAGAAGGUGCUCGGAGAGCCGCUGACUCAGGCGGAGAGGGCGAUGUUGAUUGAUAAGUGUCAGAAGCAUCGGACCAAGCGGCAGGUUAAUUUGGGAAGAGAUGGAUUAACCCACAACAUGUUGAAUGAUAUUCACAAUAGCUGGAAGAAUGCAGAGGCUGUUAGGAUAAAGUGUCUUGGUGUGCCCACUGUUGAUAUGAAAAAUGUAUGCACCCAGCUUGAGGAAAAGACUGGUGGUCUAGUUAUCCAUCGACAUGGGGGUCAGAUAAUAUUGUACAGAGGAAGGCACUAUAAUCCCAAGAAGAGGCCUGUAAUUCCAUUAAUGUUAUGGAAGCCUCAUGAGCCAGUAUAUCCGAAGCUGAUUAAAACGACGAUAGAUGGCCUUACUAUUGAGGAAACAAAGGACAUGAGGAAGCGAGGCCUUGCUGUUCCUGCUUUGAUAAAGCUAGCAAAGAAUGGAUACUAUGCCAGUCUUGUACCAAUGGUCCGGGAUGCUUUUCUGGUUGAUGAAUUGGUUAGAAUAGACUGCAAGGGGCUUCCUAGAAGUGACUACAAGAAAAUAGGGGUUAAACUCAGGGAUCUAGUCCCUUGUGUGCUUGUGACCUUCGACAAGGAGCAAAUUGUAAUGUGGAGGGGAAAAGACUAUUGUAGUACGAGUCCCAAAUCUGAUGCACAAACUUUCUUCACAGUUGUAGCUAAUUCUGAAGAUAGUACCAUGGAGAAAAGCGAUACUGAUAUUUUAAAUGAAGGCUCAGAUGACCAGUCAGUUGUUUCAGACACUAGCAUUCCUGAAUUAAUCGUGUAAAUACCCACGGAAGAUUACGAUUUAAGAGCACAUUGGUCUAUUUAGUUAUGCAACAGCUACUAGAUGAGAGGAGUUUUUAUGAAGGUUUAAGAUGAUUUGUUAGCAAAUGCCCUCCCGAGUCAGGGGCAUCUGUGUUUAUAUUUACAGCUUCGGGUGACAUUGUUAUGUAUGAACUGUAGGUGCAGGUUUUAUACUUACUUAAAAUCACUGUUUUUAGCAACUAAAUUUACUCCUUGUAUUUUCUUUUAAGUUAUUGUGAAAACUUAGGCAUAAUUGUGGAAAUUUGUA
Messenger RNA from Asparagus officinalis (garden asparagus), 1539 nucleotides. Its product is annotated as CRS2-associated factor 1, mitochondrial-like. NCBI's taxonomy places the organism in Eukaryota, Viridiplantae, Streptophyta, Magnoliopsida, Asparagales, Asparagaceae. Gene Ontology annotation, molecular function: RNA binding. The record is from RefSeq and is a predicted model, not a curated record. Gene Ontology annotation, biological process: Group II intron splicing.